AUGCAUUUACCAAUAGUCCUACUAGCAGUGGUAGUAGUAGUAUUAUUCUUGGUGCCUGCAAUAAGUUCUCAGCCGCCGCCGCCGCCGCCGCCGCCGGAAGAUUGUGAAAGGUCAUGUGGCAAUGUGAGUAUUCCUUUUCCCUUUGGUUUAACGGAAAGAUGCUCCUACGAUAGUAGCUUUCUCGUGACAUGUGAAUCUGGUGGUCCCAAAAUUGUUUUAUUUUACGAAAAUAUUGAUAUCGUUAAUAUUAAUACUAACACAAGUGAAUUAGAGGCUAUGGCAAUCGUUGCCUAUGAUUGCUCCAACAGCUCUUAUUCAGCCACAUUCGAGACAAAUGGAUCUUUCUCGAUAUCAAAGAAAAACAGAUUGUUUGCCGUUGGGUGUAAUAUUUCAGGAGAUACAGACAAUACUUCAUGCGAUUCUGUAUGUAAUUACGAUUCUAUGAGAAACGGAUCAUGCUUAGCUGGAAAUGGUUGUUGUGAAGCAAAACUUCCAAAAGGGAUAACCGGGUUCUUUAUAUCAACAUAUCGUUCGGUUGGCAUGGAUAGAAAUGAACUGGACAAGAAUCCCUGUAGCUAUGCAUUUGUCGUGGAACAAGGCAAGUACGAAUUUUCUACGACUGAUCUUCUUGAUUUCCAAGGUACUAAAAGGAAUUAUCCGAUGACAUGGUUACUUGACUGGGCAAUUGGAAACGACACUUGUGCCAUGGUUGAUCAGGAAUCGGAUGAUUUCUUAUGCAAAGGAAACAGUGAAUGUAUUCAAGAAUUUGUUGGUCGUGGAUAUCGGUGUCGUUGCAAGCAGGGUUAUUCUGGCAACCCUUAUCUUAAAGAUAACUGCAUAAAUAUUGAUGAGUGUAAAGUCGGAACUCAUAAUUGCAAAGGUGAAUGCAUUGAUGCUCCUGGAAACUAUACAUGCCCUUGUCCAAAUGGUAAACCUGGAGAAUACAGGAAAGAUGUAAAUACUUGCAGUGCAGAUGAAUUACCCAUUAUACAGAUUUUCGUAGGUACCUUAGUUGCGGGAUUAUUUCUGAUUUUACUCUUUACGUGGAUAUACGUGGGACUCAAAAGGCGUAAGAGUUUGAUUCUUAGAGAGAAGUUCUUUAAAGAAAAUGGUGGAAUAAUGUUGCAACAAAAAAUUUCUAGGGAUGAGGGUCCUCAAAUUCAAGCUAAACUCUUCACAGUAAAAGAGCUUGAGAAGGCUACCAACAACUAUGAUCAGAGUAGGAUUAUUGGAAAGGGUGGCUUUGGCACAGUGUUUAAAGGAUAUCUGCCUGGUGAUAGAAUAGUUGCCAUAAAAAUGUCCAAGAUAGUAGAUCAAACCCAAACUCAAGUUGAACAAUUUAUCAAUGAAGUGUUUAUCCUUUCCCAAAUCAAUCACAGAAAUGUGGUGAAGUUGAUUGGUUGUUGUCUGGAAACGGAAGUCCCUUCAUUAGUUUACGAAUUUAUUCCAAAUGGCACCCUCUUUGAUCACCUCCAUAAUGAAUGCAAGUCGAAGGCUAUUAAUUGGGACAUCCGACUAAGAAUAGCAACAGAGACAGCUGGAGCACUUUCACAUUUACACUCUGGAGUGUCUGUCCCAAUCAUUCAUCGAGAUGUCAAGACAAUGAAUAUACUUUUAGAUAGUAGCUAUGUAGCAAAAGUAGCUGAUUUUGGAGCAUCAAGGCUAAUUCCUAUGAAUCAGGAUAAAUUGGCGACAAUGGUGCAAGGAACGCUAGGUUACUUGGAUCCAGAGUACUUUCAAACAGGCCAGCUCACUGAAAAGAGUGAUGUUUAUAGUUUUGGGGUAGUACUGGUGGAACUUUUAACCGGAAAGAAGAUUGUUGACUUCAAUAAGCCCGAGAAUGAAAGACAAAUAACCAAAUCUUUUUUAGCGUCUUUAGAAAAUGAGACUCUAUUUCAGGUUCUUGAUGAAAAGUUGCAACUAAACGAAGUUCCAGAUCACGAGAUCAUCUUAGUUUCAAUGCUUGCAAAAAGAUGUUUACACCUCAAAGGUAACGAAAGGCCUACCAUGAAAGAAGUGGCAUCAGAGCUAGAACGCAUAUCGGCGCCAUCAGUGAUUGACAAACAUCCAUCCGUAACAAGUACUUCAAAAGAAGAAGAAACUACAUGUUUGCUUAAUGGAGCAAGUGGAGACUAUGAAGACAUUGAUGGCACCGAUACAAGCUCAUUAGAAUUUCAUAGCAUGAAGGCGUCUCUUCCAAAGUAGACGGUCUAAUCAACAUUUUUACGUACUUUUGGUUUACUAUAUGUAUGUGUGUCAUCAUGUAAAUUGUGUGGUUUAGAUGGUCUCCGUCAGGAAUUGUCUCAAGUUGACCAAAUUAUCCAUAUGUGCUAUAUGUUUGGCGAAAAUCAUGAAUCAAUCU
Messenger RNA from Erigeron canadensis, 2362 nucleotides. Its product is annotated as wall-associated receptor kinase 2-like. The record is from RefSeq and is a predicted model, not a curated record. The transcript is spliced from 3 exons. The coding region runs from base 1 to 2205 and encodes 734 amino acids. Gene Ontology annotation, cellular component: plasma membrane. Gene Ontology annotation, biological process: cell surface receptor signaling pathway; protein phosphorylation. Lineage: Eukaryota; Viridiplantae; Streptophyta; Magnoliopsida; Asterales; Asteraceae. Gene Ontology annotation, molecular function: ATP binding; protein serine/threonine kinase activity; calcium ion binding.